This is a messenger RNA of Parnassius mnemosyne (clouded apollo), 432 nucleotides long. The record is from the annotation of a GenBank genome assembly. Lineage: Eukaryota; Metazoa; Arthropoda; Insecta; Lepidoptera; Papilionidae.
AUGACGAGAGUAUUGAGUGUGCUACCGCCAAAAUUGGCGCAUUUCAGAACAUCCUGGAACAACGUGAUCGGACCAACAAAGAACAUUGAAACUCAUAUCGAAUGUCUGAGACUUGAGGACGAGCAACUCAAGGAAACGACGACAAAUGCAGAGGGCAGCACCAGCAACGCUCUCAUGGCAAGACGUGAGAAACAGGGACAGUCGUCAAACAGCAAGCAGGACAAGUCAGCGCUAGCAUGUUACAAAUGUGGAAAGAAAGGUCACGUGAUCAAGGAGUGCAGAGGAAAACCGUGUCAGAAAUACAUUGAGUAUUGCAAGAAGAAAUACUCGUGUAACAUUUGCAAGAAGAAAGGACACUUUGCAAAGGAUUGUGAAUCCCUAGAAGAAGCAAAUAAAUCAGGAAAUGGGAAACAAAAAAGGGUGGCAUUUUGA